This is a messenger RNA of Gossypium arboreum, 2676 nucleotides long. Its product is annotated as pentatricopeptide repeat-containing protein At3g49170, chloroplastic-like. The transcript has a single exon. NCBI's taxonomy places the organism in Eukaryota, Viridiplantae, Streptophyta, Magnoliopsida, Malvales, Malvaceae. Gene Ontology annotation, molecular function: RNA binding; zinc ion binding; protein binding. The coding region runs from base 1 to 2676 and encodes 891 amino acids. Gene Ontology annotation, biological process: RNA modification. The record is from RefSeq and is a predicted model, not a curated record.
AUGCCUGAAAGAACUCUGAUAUCUUGGACCAUCCUCAUGUCAGGUUAUGCCAAACAUGGUCCUAGUGCGGAAGCGUUGGCAUUGUUCAAAGAGAUGCUGUCGUCUGGUGAUAAUCAUAAAACACGCCUACGUCCUGACUCCUAUGUUUAUGCGGUUGUGUUGAGAAGUUGUGGAGAAAUGAGAGAAUUGGGGUUUGGGAAAGGAGUUCAUGGCCAAGUUUUGAAGAAAGGAGAGGCUUUUCUUGAUGGGUUUUUAGAGAAUUCUUUGGUGAAUAUGUAUUCAAGUUGUGGCCAAUUGGAAGAUGCUGUUUUGAUUUUUGACGGGAUUGAGAAGCCUGGUUUGGUUGCUUGGAGUUCAAUGUUAAGUGCUUACGUGAAAAAUGGAUUUGAAAAAGAGGGUUUGAGUGUUUUCCUUGAUAUGGUCUCUAAGGGAAUUAAGUUGGAUGCUUUUGUGUUUUCAAUGGUUAUCAAGGCAUGUUCCAACUUGGAGGAGUUAAACUUGGGAAUUCAAGUACAUGGUUUAAUGGUUAAGAAAGGGUUUGGGAAAGGGUCUUGUUUGUUUUUGGACAAUAGCUUAAUGGAUUUUUAUGCAAAAUGUAAGGAUUUGAGGGGAUUAAGAAACGUUUUUGAUCAGCUGUACGAGAAAGAUUUAGUUUCUUGGAACACAUUAAUUAUGGGUUAUGUACAUAAUUUUUAUUACUUUGAAGCUCUUAGGAGUUUUAGAGUUUUAAUGCAUGAUAUUUGUUAUUGUGAUGAUUUCACCAUAACAAGUAUUCUCAAGGCAAUUUCUAGUUUACAUGACAUGGGCUAUGGUAGGCAGGUUCAUGGAUAUAUAGUUAGAACAGGUUUUGUAUCAAAUAGCUAUGUAAUGUGCUCUCUUCUGGAUAUGUAUAUUGAGUGCAUUGAACAUGAGAGCUGGGAACAAUGGGAAAAAGUUCCUUUGAAGGUGUAUGCUGGCUUAGAAAGAGGAGAAGCCAAUGAGUGUAUUAUUAUUGCAAGCAUGCUAAAAUGGUGCUCUCUGUUAUCAAAUCUUGAUGCAGGGAAAGUAUUCCACUCCUUGGCCAGCAAAUUAGCUGUAGAUUCUGAUCCAUAUGUUAUAAGCGCUUUGAUUGACAUGUAUUCCAAGUGUGGGGUGCCAGAUGCUGCUUUAAGGGUUUUCGAAAGAGUAGAAAACCCAGGCACCGUAACUUGGUCAGCUCUGAUCUCUGGACUUUCUUGGAAUGGGUGGUUUGUGGAAGCACUAACAUGUUUCAAUAAAAUGCAGCUUAAUGGUAUUGAAGCAAAUGAAUUCACCUUAACAUCUGUUAUUCUGGCUUGUGUGGCUUUAGGUGAUCUUAGAAAGGGAAGAGAAUUGCAUUGCAAGAUACUCAAAACUUGUUAUGAAUCAAACGUUUCCAUAGUUAACAUGCUCAUUAAUCUUUACUCGCAAUUAUCAGAUCACCGACAAGCGCUCAAGAUAUGUUCCUUGGUUUCAGAUGCUGAGAUCUCAUGGAAUUUAUUGAUACAGGCCAGCCUCAAGGCAAAUGACUAUGAAAUGAUUCACAAACUUCUCAGGAGGAUUCAAUCGUGCUUUGGGUACCUUGAACCGAUCUCUGUUUGUGAUAUUUUCAGAUCCUGUAGCAGCCCAGUGCUUUUGAAUAUGGGGAUGCAAGCUCAGGCUUACAUGACCAAAAGGGGUCUUCUUUCGCAUCCUACAAGUGGAAAUGGUCUCAUUCAGAUGUAUUCCGGAUGUGGACAAAUUGCAGAGGCUGAUUUGGUGUUUGAAUCGAUGCCUGAGAAGAGUUCUCUGUGUUGGACAUCUAUCAUCUCCGCAAAAGUGGAACAUGGACAUCCAUCUGAAGCUCUGACAUUGUUUAACGAAAUGCGGAGGAGGAAUAAAUUAGUAGACUCAAGCACAUUAAAAUCAAUCUUGAAAGCAUGCAGCCAGAUGGGUCGAGUAGAUAAGGCACAUAGCCUAUUAAUGUCCAUGGAAGUGGUUUACGGAGUUAAGCCAUCGGAAGAGCAUUAUUCCUGCGUCAUUGAAGCUUUUACUCGAGCUGGAAUGCUUGAAGAACUUGAGAACUUCAUCGAUGAGGUUGUUGUAGAUAAAAACGAUACUAAGAUUUGGAACACUCUUCUUUCAUCGGCCCGUGUUAUAGGUAACAUGGACAUGGCAAAAUUUGCCUUGGAGAAGCUUUUGGAAAUAGAUCCAAAUGACUGCUUUGCAAAUCUAAUGCUUGGCAAGGUCCUGGUGAUGUUAGGUAAGUGGAAAGAUGCAUCGAAGACGAAAACAUUAGGACCAAAUUCCAGUUGCAUAGAAGUGCAAAACAAAAUAUUUGAAUUUGUCUCCGACCAAAAACCAAGUGAAGAUGUGUUCUAUAAGUUGGCUGAGAUAGAAAGAGAGAUGGAGGAGUUGGGAUAUGUAGAAGAUAGAAACCAUUUGCUGCAUGAUGCAGAAGAGGAAGAAUAUGAUGGUGCAGGUCUUGGUCAUACUGAGAUGAAGGCCAUCGCAUUCGGGCUCUUAUCGUUACCCCACAGAACGCCGGUAAGGGUGAUUAAAAGCGUUAGGAUGUGUGGUACUUGUCAUCAUGCAUGCAAGUUUAUGUCAACUUUUGUAGAUCGAGAAUUGGUUGUUAAGGACAAUUGCACCUUUCACCAUUUCAGAGAUGGCAAAUGCAGUUGUCGGGAUUCAUGGUAG